Molecule: messenger RNA, 465 nt
Organism: Purpureocillium lilacinum
Lineage: Eukaryota; Fungi; Ascomycota; Sordariomycetes; Hypocreales; Ophiocordycipitaceae
Source: RefSeq, a predicted model, not a curated record
AUGAAGGUCAUCGAGUCCCAGACCGCCGUCCUGUCCAAUUACGAGGUCUACCAGCACCUCGUGGACCAGCGCCAGCGCUACAAGAGCAAGAAGCGACGCGGCCCGCCGAACCUGGAAAACGUCGUCCAGGAGCUGCUGCAAUACCUGCAGGCCGCGCCGGGACCCCUGAGCCAGGAGCCCACCACAUACACCCCCGAGUCCAUCGCGCAGCUCCUUGAGCGCCUGCGCCCUUUCGACCUCUCCAAGGGCGAAGUCGUCAUGAUCCUCAACGUGCGUCCGGCAUCGGUUAUUGGCCUCAACACCGUCGUGGAGGAGAUGAGCGAGCGCUUCACCGACGAACAGCAGCUGGAGAUGGUCUACAUCAUUGCCGAUGUCCUUGGCAAGUUUGAGACCGCCGAGCCCGACGAGGGACACGAUGAAGCCGCCGAGGGCGGAGAUGUGAACAUGGACGACGCCGCCGCAUGA